Messenger RNA from Candidozyma auris, 1698 nucleotides. It is a transcript of the gene YBP1, whose product is annotated as Ybp1p. Bases 1 to 1698 code for a protein of 565 amino acids. The record is from RefSeq and is a predicted model, not a curated record. The transcript has a single exon. Gene Ontology annotation, biological process: cellular response to oxidative stress. Gene Ontology annotation, cellular component: cytoplasm. NCBI's taxonomy places the organism in Eukaryota, Fungi, Ascomycota, Pichiomycetes, Serinales, Metschnikowiaceae.
AUGUCAGACACAGAACAAGAUCUGCUGGUGGCUCUGGACGCCACAAUUGAGGCCCACGAGCUCGAAAAAGUGCUUGCUGUCUUCGACUCCGCUGCCAAAGAAGCAAAGCAAACGGGUGACUUCUUAUCGUACUCAACCAUCUUGGACAUGUACUUGAGCGAGCCUGAACGGUUUCGUUUCGAAGAAAGAGACCAGCUUUUAGGACACUUGCUCAAGAUAUUGGAAAAAGACCAUGCCUUGGUCUAUGAGAUUGGUUGGGACUUGCCCGCACUUUUACUUCCCUUUCUCGAGUCUGACUACCAGUUCAACGGGUCUCUUCGCGAGGCCCCUUGCGUUUAUAGGGUGUUGAAACUUUUUGAGGUUUUGGCUCGCCACGGAAAUCCGAAGGAGUUAUUUCUCAAGAGCACGGAGUUGUUGAGCACUUUACUGGAGAAAGACGCCACCACUGACGAUGCGUUCCGCCAGAAAAAGUUCUACGACGUGAAACUUUACUGUCUUUUUGAGUUGAUCGACAGCUGCUUGCGCAGAAUCCAUACGCUCUACCCUUCGAGGUUUUUGGGAAUGACGGUCGCCAGCUUCAUCAAUUCGUUGUAUGUGAACCCAAUUCACUCCGUUGAUGAGAUGGAUUUCAGGUGGAAACGUGUCUACAGCUUUGCCAGAAACUAUCACAGACCGCCGCUUCCCGAAAAAAUUGAGAUAUCUCCCGAAGAGCUCGAAAAAAUCAAUGAAGACGAGGACUUCUUGCAACGCAAGUUGCUCACUGGAUUUGUCACCGAGGCCGUCAGUAUGGCCACCAAAAAUGCCUUGAUCGGCUACUCUACGGAUUUAUUCAACCAUAUACUGCGUUUGUAUAAGACAGCGCCGCUCAAUAACUUCAGUAUUGAGCUACCUGUACUUGAUCGCCUCUACGAGCUUGCUUUGUCUUUUGACAUUGAUAUCACAGGAACUUUCAAGCGCUUUCUUUCUGAUAGCCGUAGCUUAAUUGACGCCCUGGAAUUGGAAGGUGAUUUUGACGAUGACAAACAUGGACACUUGUUUGAGAAGCUACUUGUCAGCUACCAGAAGGAUGUUGCAACCGCUUUGGUGGCUAACGAUGCUAAAACUGUGCAAGACUCCAUCGCAGGCAUCUUGAUACUUUUUACUCACUCUGUUGGACCAUCAAGAAAUUUGAAGAAGGUGAAAGUGACAAUCGAAGACGCCGUGGCACUAACGCUCCGUCUAGUUGUACCAGGGAUGGUACAUGAUUCGUACGUUCACCAUACCCUAGGGGAUAUAGCUGUGUUUUGGUCCUGGUACUCAGUUGUUCAGGGCAGCACAGAAAAGCUCAGUCUUGCGCUAGAAAUCUCAAAGAUUCCAAAGCUCUUGCUUCAAGCGUACUUCCAAGCAUUGUUAUUCAUUUUGAUAUCAAGUCGUACUAUGCCCAACUUGAGGUUUGUAACGCUAACGCUUCUCACAAAGCUACUCGCAUACGCCCCAGAAGACACUUCUUAUGAUUUCUUGAUGGACUCAUUUAAGAACUGUCCGUACGAGAAUCUCAAAACAGCUUUGGUUGGUGUGUUCAAAGAGUUGACCACUAAAGAGAAAGCAGACGUAGACUGUUUGACCACAAAACUCAGUGAGUCAAGUAUAGAGAGCUCUGGUGGUCCGCCUCCUCUUCAAAAAGAAACAGUUCCAAGAAAACAAGCUUCAUCACUUUGA